GUUGGAAAACAUUUUGUAAUGAACCAACUAGUUGUUCACCUAACUACUUUCUGGUAAUAUCCUGUGGCUUUAUAUAUAAACAAGCUUGUUUUUCUUCAGAAAAUAAAUUCAGUAAAGCCUUCACAUCUCUUUGGAACUGAGAAAGAAUGAGUUCCCAACCAGACUCACGAGAAAAUGAGUCUCAGACGAAUGAAAUUACGCGAUCUCAAAAAAUGAGUCUUCCUACGGAUGGUCCUGGAGGGAAGUUGGACGUUUCUGUCGAGAAGAAACCGUCGAGUGAACCUGAACAAUCUAAAACGAAUUCACAGAGUGAGGGGAUCAAGGAAGUUCGUGUGCAAGAUACUGAUGCAUCAAAUCAGGCUCUAGAAGUUCCUGAAAAUAUGCAAGCUCCAGUAUCUGACGAUAAAGUUAAGGAAGAGCUCCCGGCUAUUAAAGUGGUUAAAGAUGAAAAACCGAAAAGCAAGUAUGAUAGCGAAGUAUUAUUUGAAAGAAACGAGCGUCUUGUGGAUUUUUGCAGGAAAUAUCUCCCUGGGCUAAGUACAGAAGCCCUUGAUCUUGCGUUGAGAUGGAAAGAAAUCUUUAUUCAGUACUUCUCUGACUCACGCUUGGUCCUUCUGACCGGUUUAUUAUCGUUUUUAUUCGGCUACUUUAGGUUUGGUUUUUUGAGUCUAUUCGUCGUCAUGGCUAUUUGCAUUCAGUAUCAUAGAAUAAGCAGCCGCCGUGUACGUAUGAGCUUUCGUGAUGAUUAUACCAGAUACCUUGCUUUCCGGAGAUUGGAGAGUAACCCAGAAAGUGUGACAUGGCUAAACACUUUCUUGCAACAAUUCUGGUACAUUUUUGAGCCUUCUUUGAGUACUGCGGUCAUUGAAAUAGCCGAUCAGGUUUUGUCCGAAAACAUUCCUAAUUUCCUUGACUCAAUGGCUUUAUCGAGUUUUACUCUUGGUACAAAAUCUCCUCGUAUUGAAUAUGUUCGCUCAUAUCCAAAGACCGAAGAAGAUGAAAUUAUGAUGGAUUGGAAGGUUUCGUUUACUCCUGAGGACCUAAGUGAUUUAACUGGUCGCGAAAUUGCUUCCCGAGUCAAUCCGAAGAUUGCUUUGGAUAUUAAGAUAGGAAAGAGUGUCGCUAGUGCAAAAAUGCCUGUUCUUGUGGAAAAUGUCUCUUUUUCUGGUCAUCUUCGUGUUAAGGUUAAACUUAUCGAUGAGUUCCCUCAUGCUAAAAAUGUGGGUAUUACUUUCAUUGAAAAGCCUGCUUUCUCUUAUGUACUCAAACCCAUCGGAGGUGAUAAGCUUGGAUUUGAUAUCAACAAUAUUCCAGGACUCACUUCGUUUAUUAAUGAUCAAGUUCACGAGAAUUUAGGACCUAUGAUGUAUAGUCCUAAUGUAUUUGAAUUGGACAUCCAGUCAUUGGUAGGUUCCUCCGAUCUUAAAGUUGCUAUUGGUGCUGUAGAAAUUCAUUUAAAGCGUUGUGAAUCUUUGAAGGGUGACGUCCUCGGUUCUAUUGACCCAUAUGUUGUUAUAAAGAAUUCAUUCGGAAAGAAAAUUGGUACUUCUAAGACUGUUCAGAAUUCCACUUCUCCUACUUUUAAUGAAACGUUUUAUGCUAUUAUCAACUCAUAUGCUGAGAACUUAAUUCUUGAGGUUUACGAUUUUAAUGAUCUUCGCAAAGAUAAACUGAUUGGUUCCGCUACUAUUCCUCUUUCAGCUUUAGAAGCCAUGCCUGCUUCGAACGAUGUCAAAACACCCGUUAUUUUGAAUAACAAACACCGAGGAACUUUGAUUUACGAUACUAAGUUCUAUCCCACGGUUGAUGUUGACGAAGAAGCUUCUGAAAAAAUUGAGGGACCUGGUAUCGUACAAUUCACUGCCCAUCAAUGUAAGGAUUUGAGUAAGGACCCUUCUAAACGUCACACUGCAUAUGCCAAUUUAAUCAUUAAUGACAAAAUUAUGCACACUACUCGCAAAAUCAAGAAGAAUAAUAAUCCUUCCUGGGAUGAGUUUUGUGGUACUGUUGUUCCCAAUGGUGAAAAAGCAAUGGUUGGCGUUCAGGUUUUUACAGAUGACCACAGUCGUCCGUUUGGUACUAUCAAUAUGAAUCUUCAAGAAUUGGUUUCUGCUGCUAAAAAGGGUUUAAGCUGGUUUCAGUUCCCAACCGCUAAUGGUGGAAGAGUUCGAUUAUCAGCAACAUGGAAGCCUAUUGAAAUGUCUGUUGGUGACCCUGGUUCUCUAGUUGUUGCUCUUCCUAUAGGUGUUAUGCGCAUUCACGUCCGUUCAUGUAAUAGCUUGCAUUCGAAGCUUCCCGGUAAAAAAUGCGAUGCUUACGUCCGUGCUCUCUCCUACAGCAUGGAACAAGGUCGAACAGUGGUAAUUAAGGAUAGCUUAAAUCCAUACUGGGAUGAAUAUGUUUAUGUUCCUGUCAUGACAAAACAUGACACUUGCCAGCUUCAAGUUAUGCAAUAUGAAUCUAAUGGCGCUGAUACCGUUAUUAGCAGUCUCUCUAUUCCUGUGUCUAAAUUCAUUCAGCAAGGCGAAAACGGAUCAUUCCUUGAAUAUCAUGAGCCCCAAGAGCUUACCACUAAUUUGACUUCAUUACGUGGCUUACAAGGCAAAUCCAGUAUUACUUAUAGAUAUGACUUUUAUCCUUUGGCUUCUACCUCUGAACAAAAAGCUCCUCAAAAUUCUCCAUCGGAUAAAACACCAUCUGUGGUCGCUACUAGCAAAGAGACUUUGGAAGCUAAACCUGAGACCGAAAAGAAUCCUGUUGCAAAGAAGCAACCCGCUAAACAGAUUUCCGAGCUUUUAUCUCCUCCUGAAGAUGUGGGUGACUGUCUAAAGUAUAACUCUGGGUUUUUGGCUUUUGAUAUAAUUUCAUGCCAACUUUCUGGUAAUUAUAAAUUGGCAAUCUUCCUUGACGAUCUCCCUCAUCAUAUUUAUAUGUCCCCAGACUUAAAAGCUCACAAUGGCAGUAUCAUUCAUGAGCUUGGUCGCACAUUUAUCAGGCAACUUCAAUUUUCUGAAUGCUCUUUCAAACUUUUAGACGGAGAAAAGAUUAUUGGCUCUCAAACCUGUUCUACUAAAAAAUUAGUAACAGAGGGUUCUUCAAAACCUUUCAAGUUAGCUUUCGAUAGAAACGCUUCCUUUUCGAUUGCUUUCAGAUUUACACCAGUAGUGGUGGAACUGGAUGAAACCGAGAAGUAUGAAAACAUGGGAAAAAUGAUUGUCGAUAUCCUUAAUGCUACUGAUCUUGCUAGCGCUGAUUCCAAUGGUAAAUCUGAUCCUUUCGUUUUGUUUGAGCUCCAAGGCGAGGAAGUAUUCCGUACGAAGACUAUCAAGAAAAACCUUAAUCCUGUUUUCAAUGAAGGAUUUGAGGUUGAGCUUCCUUGCAAACAAACAAGCCAUUUUGUCGCCAGAGUUUUUGACCGAGAUUUUGGAAACAAGGAUGAUCCUUUAGGAAACUGCCUUGUCGAUUUAAGUAAACUUGAGCAGCGCCAGUAUACAAGUUUUGAGUUACCUCUCGAUAGUAAUCAAGGAAUCUUAAACUUGAGAAUUUAUUUUGAUCCUCGAUGGGUAUUGCGUUCCAAACGUGCAGGCAGCUCUUCUUUUGCCGAGGAUAUAUUGGGACAGACUGCCCAACUAAUGGCUAAGCCAUUAGAGGGUAUAUCUUCUCUUAGUGAAGCUGCCUUUGGUGGAAUAAAUGCUGCUGUUGACGGAGUUACAUCUGUUGCUCAAAUAACCAACAAAAUGCGCAAAGGGUUCACGCGUGGUUUAAAGAAAGACAAAUGAUGUCUACACGUUACCUUGCAGCAUAUUUGAGAUGUUUUAAGAAAUGCUUUAAUCAUAUAACGUUUUUAGUUUAAUAUAUAUAAUUUUUUUUGACUUGCUGUAACAGAAAGCUACAAUAUAUAUAUUUACUGUAACUCCAUAAUAUCAUAACCAG
This is a messenger RNA of Schizosaccharomyces cryophilus OY26, 3933 nucleotides long. RefSeq names its product synaptotagmin family C2 domain-containing protein. The record is from RefSeq and is a predicted model, not a curated record. Gene Ontology annotation, molecular function: lipid binding. The transcript has a single exon. Bases 147 to 3779 code for a protein of 1210 amino acids. NCBI's taxonomy places the organism in Eukaryota, Fungi, Ascomycota, Schizosaccharomycetes, Schizosaccharomycetales, Schizosaccharomycetaceae.